UACUAAUUUAUUUUUCACUCUCUUACUCUGUUUAGCUCCAUUUUCUGUGUAUUCACAGCAAAGCAAUGCAAAUCCUCCAAAACCCUCCUCAUCAUAUCUUCUUCUCCUUCCCUAAAACCCUAAACCCUUCUUCUACCAAACCCCAUUUUCACCACCACCAUCCUCUCCCAUGGCGUCCUCUCCUUCCUCCGACCACACCACUCCGUGCCAGCUUCAGGGCCAACUGCCUCCCCUCCGACGAGUUCCCCGUCGACGAGUCAUUCAUGCAGAGUUUCGCCCCGAGAGACAAUGAAACAGAGGAAGAAGCUCGAAUUCGCAACUGGGUCGAGCGAGGUUGGGCCCCAUGGGAAGAAGUCCUCUCCCCUGAAGCUGAUUUCGCUCGUAAGAGCUUGAACGAGGGAGAGGAGGUUCCACUCCAAUCACCCGAUUCCAUUGAAGCUUUCAAGAUGUUGAGGCCCAGAUACCGGAAGAAGAAAAUGGAGGAAAUUGGUCUGACUGAGGAGGACUAUUACAUGAAGCAGAUUGAGUCUAAAUUUGAGGUGCCUGAGCCAAUAAGUACGACAUGGGCUGGACCAUUGGUCGUGAGAAUGAUGCCUCCGAGGGAUUGGCCUCCGAGGGGUUGGGAGGUUGAUAAGAAGGAGUUGGAGUUUAUAAGAGAAGCUCAUAAGUUGCAGGCAGUGAGAGUGAAUGUCGAAGGGUUAGAGAAGAAGGUCAAAGUUGAGACUGAUGAUAUGUGUUUGGAUAGGUAUAAGGUGUUCUUGAAGCAGUAUAAGGAGUGGGUUGAUGCUAACAAGGAUAGGUUGGAAGAGGAGUCUUACAAGUAUGACCAAGAUUACUACCCUGGUAGGAGGAAAAGAGGAAAAGAUUACAAAGAAGGCAUGUAUGAGCUUCCGUUUUAUUAUCCAGGACAAAUUUGUGAAGGAAAAGUGACUACUUUGCACCUUUAUCAAGGAGCUUUUGUUGACAUUGGUGGUGUUCAUGAUGGGUGGGUCCCAAUAAAAGGUAAUGACUGGUACUGGAUCCGCCAUCACAUACAAGUUGGAAUGCCUGUCCUUGUUGAAAUUCUGGCGAAGAGAGAUCCUUACCGCUUUCGAUUUCCUAUUGAAAUGCGAUUUGUCCAUCCUAACAUAGACCACCUGAUCUUUAACAGAUUUGAGUUUGCACCAAUAUUCCAUCGAGACAAUGACACAAAUCCAGACGAAUUGCGGCGUGAUGCUGACAGGCCUCCUAUUCCCCGGAAAAUCCCUGGAGACAAACCAGAAGAGGAACCUUUAUUGUCAAAUCACCCUUAUGUUGAAAAGUUGUGGCAGAUACAUAUUGCUGAGCAGAUGAUUUUGGAUGAUUUGGAGGCUAAUCCUGACAAAUACAAAGGAAAAAAAUUGUCGGAGUUAAGUGAUGAUGAAGAUUUUGAUGAAGAAAACAGUGUUGAACAUGCCAAAGUUCGGUAUAAGAAAACACUAGUUCCAAAAGUGACUUUGAAAACAAGUGUUAAGGAACUUGACUUAGAGGCUGCUUUUGCCGAGCGACAGCUUCGCAUCAAGCAAAAGAAGGAAGCAGAAGAAAGAGGAGAGGAAUACAAAGUAACAAAUAUGAGACGAAAUGAUGAGAUGGAUGAGUAUGAUUUGCUGCAUUGGCGUCGAUCAUUUGAGGAACGAGAAGCCUUGAUCAGAGACAUGAGCUGCCGUCGUGCUCUAGGAUUACCACUAGAAGAGCCAGGAAGGUAUGUCGAAGCUAGUUACUUUGGGAAGGAUCAAUAUGACCCAGACAGUGCUCUGUAUCGCUAUGACUACUGGGGAGAGCCAAAGAAUUCAGAGAAGAGCAAGCAAGAGCGAAUGACAGAUGCCCACAACAAAUCUAUUGUUGGCAAGGGCAAUGUGUGGUACGAAAUGUCAUAUGAUGAGUGCAUCAAACAAAAGACGGAAAGAGAAGCUAAAGGAAUUAAGCCAAGAGUAGUCAAUGAUGAAGAUUCAGACGGAAGUCAAGAUGACGAUGAUGACGACGACGAUGAUUUUGAUUUCAGCAUUCUGAGUGAAUACAGUCUUGAGAUGGCAAACCAGCCUCAUGUUAAUGGGACUGAAUCUUCUAAGGUUUCAGAGGAGGGUAUGUUUGAGGAUUAAGAGUUGGGACCAUGGUAAAUAAUGGUGCAACAUAGCUCUAGGGGGAAAAAUGGUAUUGAUUUGUAAAGUAGUUAGAUAGAUGAGAGAAGGCUUUUUAUAUGCGGCAAAAUCCAUUUUUUGUUGAUGUUACAAGAAUUACUCCCUAUAAGACUGAAAAGAGAAAGAAAAGAAAAAGAGAAAAAAAGUUAACUUAGUAAAGGCUUUCUUUUCCUUUU
Cannabis sativa is the source of this 2332-nucleotide messenger RNA. Its product is annotated as protein PLASTID TRANSCRIPTIONALLY ACTIVE 10. The transcript is spliced from 12 exons. Gene Ontology annotation, molecular function: RNA binding. Lineage: Eukaryota; Viridiplantae; Streptophyta; Magnoliopsida; Rosales; Cannabaceae. Gene Ontology annotation, cellular component: chloroplast; plastid-encoded plastid RNA polymerase complex. The record is from RefSeq and is a predicted model, not a curated record. Bases 66 to 2117 code for a protein of 683 amino acids.